GAUAUUAUCGAACAAAUUAGUUUUUAAAAUAAAGCUUUAUAUUUCUUGUUUUUUGUAAAAAUAGAGUCUGAAUAAUUUUAUUUUGGUCAAGCAGUAGAAUAUUUAGAGUCUCUUAACAGAUAUUUGUAUAAAAAAUUUCAUAUGUCAUUCAUAUUUUUGCAAUUCAUGUUGUAAAGCACUCAUACUGCCAGUUUCUUUAUAUUUACAUAAUCUUGUUCAUAAAAGCAUAUGCAUGCAGUGAAUGUAAUGAAAUAUUCUCAUUGAAUGCUACUUUAAAAAUUUGAAAAAUUUUUCGUCAUGUUUUGUGUGAAAAUAAUUCUUGCACAAAACAUUAAUAAUACAGUGUAUAUGACAAAUUGUUCUGGGUUAUAAAUCUGAUUCGUUAUCUUUGCUCAAAAUAUAAAUAGCAGCUUAUUUAUUCAGUAUGUGUGAUAAGACAUUCUCUCAGAUAGGUCACAUAAAGGAACAUUCGCUUAUUCAUACUGACUCGAGACCUUAUUCAUGCAAUGUGUGUGAUAAAACAUUCACAGAGAAAGGAAGUUUAAAUCGACACUAUUCUAUCCAUACAAGAACGAAACUUUUUUCAUGUAACGUGUGUGAUAAAUCUUUCCCCCAUAAAAGAUAUUUAAAGCAACAUUCUCUCACGCAUUCUGCUGAAAGACCUUUUAUAUGCAGUGUUUGUAAUAAGACAUUCGCACAGAUUAGUCAUUUUAAGAAUCACUUGUCUAUUCACUCGGGAGACAAACCUUAUUCAUGCAGUGUGUGUGAUAAAUCUUUCACAUAUAAAGCAAGUUUAAAUCAGCACUUACGAGUUCAUACUGGAGAAAAACCUUACUCGUGCAGUGUGUGCGAUAAAUCAUUCAGACAGAAAAGUCACUUAAAUGAACAUUCACUUAUUCAUACCGGGGAGAAACCUUAUGUAUGCAGUGAGUGUGAUAAAUCAUUUAUUCGAAGACGUCACUUAAUUGAACACUUUCUUGUUCAUACUGGCGAGAAAUCUUAUUUGUGCAAGGUGUGUGGUAAAGCAUUUGCACGGAAAAGUACCUUAAUUGGACACUCUCUUAUUCAUACUGGAGAGAAACCUUAUUCGUGCAAUGUGUGUGAUAAAAAAUUCACUCGGAAAGGUACCUUAAUUGAUCACUCUCUUAUUCACACUAGAGAGCAAUCUUUUUCAUGCAAUGUGUGUGAUAAAUCUUUCACAAUUAAAACUGAACUAAAUCAACACUGUCUUAUUCAUGCAGAAGAAAAGCCUUUAAGUAUUUGUGGUAAAAUGGUCUCAUAGGAAGAUACAAUUAUGUUCACAUUCAAGAAAAAUUUAUGUAGUCUGUACGAUAAAAAUUGUGUCACACAAAAGGGUCUCUUAAUUGUGUAAUCUCUUGUUCAUGCUAGAGAGAGACCUAAUUCCUUGCAGUGUGUGUGAUAAAAACAUUAUGGAGAAGUAUCUUUGUUAAACACUCUUUUGUUUCAUAGUGGUGAGAAACUAUAUUCCUGCUGUGUAUUGUAAAACAUUCUCAACAAAGGUGUUUUAACUUAACUAAUCUGGGGGAAAUAAUCGAUGUAUACUUACAAAUUUUACGACAAAAAUUUCAAUAACUUAAAGCUAAUUUUAAUUCUUGCGGCAAUGACGCUUUUUUGUCUCACCCUCUGCAAGGUUGAGUUUUUACUGAGGAAAAACCAGUUUUUACCAGGACAUAGUGAAAACUAGGUUUUUAUUGGUCAAAAUCAUGGGGAAAGUGAAAAACCUAAUAAAUAUUAUUAACCCAUGUUUA
This is a messenger RNA of Parasteatoda tepidariorum (common house spider), 1769 nucleotides long. RefSeq lists its product as uncharacterized. Gene Ontology annotation, biological process: regulation of DNA-templated transcription. Lineage: Eukaryota; Metazoa; Arthropoda; Arachnida; Araneae; Theridiidae. The record is from RefSeq and is a predicted model, not a curated record. Gene Ontology annotation, molecular function: RNA polymerase II cis-regulatory region sequence-specific DNA binding; DNA-binding transcription factor activity, RNA polymerase II-specific.